GCCUGGCGCCUACAGUGGUGGAGUCGAACGUCCCCGCGCGCACACGGUGUUGAGGAGAGUACGGCGAGUCUCGCGGCGGGGAGAUAACGGUUUCUUUUUCGCCUCCUUCUCCACUCGAAACAAGCCGAACAAACCAGAGCAUUCCACACAACAGGACGACGAAGGAGAGGGAUUUUGGAGCCGCAAGUUUUUCUUUCUUUCUCUUCUUUUGUCCCCCCCCCCAAAGAGGAUUCUGUGUUUCUCCGGUGCUUCGUUCUCCGCUGUCGCCGCCAAGAUGAUGGUCGGAGAGGUCGAGAUGAAGGAGCGACCGAGGCCGAGUCCCGACUAUUUGAUGCAGUUGUUGAACGAGAAGAAGCUCAUGACCAGCUUGCCGAACCUCUGCGGCAUCUUCACGCACCUGGAGCGGCUUCUCGAUGAAGAGAUCAACAGAGUACGCAAAGACAUGUACAGCGACACAGUGAAUGGCCUUGUGGACAGACAUCCUCUCGAGCUUCCUGAGCCUCUGGGACCCAUCGUCCACCUGCAGGAAAAAUUGUUUGUGCCUGUCAAAGAGUACCCGGAUUAUAACUUUGUGGGUAGAAUCCUUGGACCUCGGGGACUAACAGCCAAACAGUUGGAAGCAGAAACGGGAUGUAAAAUCAUGGUGCGAGGAAAGAGCUCUAUGAGGGACAAAAAAAAGGAGGAGCAAAACAGAGGGAAGCCAAACUGGGAACACUUAAACGAAGACCUCCAUGUCCUGAUCACGGUGGAGGACACACAGGCCAGAGCUGAAAUCAAGAUGAGGAGAGCGGUGGAGGAGGUCAAAAAGCUCCUGGUACCUGCUGCGGAGGGAGAAGACAAUUUGAAGAAGAUACAGCUGAUGGAAUUGGCAAUUCUCAACGGGACGUACAGAGACAAUAACAUCAAACCACCCACCCUUGCGUUCUCUCUUGCAGCAGCGGCAGCCGCCGCUCAGGGACCUCGUCUUAUAGCGGCCCCCACAGGGCCGGUGUUGCCUCCCCCAGCGUUACGGCCCCCAACACCAGCAGGGGCCCCCAUCAUGAACCUCAUCCGGCCCACUCAGAUGGCUGCCAUGCUGCCUAACGGCACCCCUACUCUGGUGCCUCCUACACCCGACGGCGGGCUCAUCUACACCACCCCUUACGAGUACCCCUACGCCCUGGCACCCACCUCCCUGCUGGAGUACCCCAUCGAGCACAGUGGGGUUCUAGGUAAGAGAACCUGGGGGAGCAUGGGUGCGGCAGCUACGACAGCCAGCUUUAGCCAGCCUGGACAUGAGGGCAGCUUGUUUUACCCCGGAGCUGGGGUGCUGGACGUUGCUUCCUUGAGCCACAGUCAGGACUUGUUAAAAGGUGCAAUGGCUACUAAAGUGAGACGGCAUGACACGCGGGUCCAUCCUUACCAAAGGAUUGUGACCGCAGACAGAGCCGCCACCGGCAACUAACACAUGAACUUCUGACCUCUGAACUCUUCACCCAAUGACGAGCCGCCCCAAGCCUGCCUGCUGAUCAGUUAACUGGUAAUUGCCUUUUGCUAGCCUCUCGGACGCAAGUGAGAGAGAGAGAGAGAGAGAGGGAGGGCGCAAGAAAGGGAGGCACCUGCCCGUACAGUUACCCUAACACUUUCUGACAAAACAAAAACAAACAAAAAAACAACCAACCAACCAACGCAGAAUCUUCACCGAAACCCAACCAAGUUGUGCAGUAUUCAUUUUUACCCUCUGUUCAUUGAGUUCGGUUCCCAUUCUUUCUCUUUCUUUUUCUUCAUGAGUCAGAUUCGCCGGUGGAACUUUUUUGUUUUUUAUGUCCCUCUCAAUUCUGCACUGAAUGAUAAAGCAAUAAGCCCCUCUCCCCCGACCCUCCGACCAGCCAUCCUGUCCCCACCCCACCCACCGUCACCUCACUUGUGUCAAUCAAAUGGUGGUCGAUGGCGAUUUUAUCAGUUCGACCAUUGCUGUUAGAGCCACUGCCCCCCCCUCCACCCCACCCACCACCUCGGCAGAGAAAAAGAAACAGAAAGAAAGAGAAGACGCUCACAUUAACGUGUUUCAUUUCUGUCAUGUUCCACAUGUGGAGCUCUCUAAUGUGAGGAUGAGCUGACACAUUCUGGGUGUGUUUUGUUUUCAAGCAUGGCUGUGAUGAUUGCAACAAAUGCUUUUUCAAUGAUUCAUGUGUUUUGUUUUUCCCCCCCUGUCUUUAUUUUUCAGUUGGUUUUGCUUUGGAAUCAUUUUUCUCAGCCUGAUUUGACUAGGUAGCGUCGUGUCAGAAGCGAGGCAGGGUGUUGUCACGUGUUGGAAGGGCGAGCUGGGAAGGUCAGGGUUGGGGAUGGAGGGGUUUGUGCGUGUGUGUGUGCUUUUUUAUCAUUAUUAUUUGAGUUAAUACUACAAUGAAAGUAGGGUGUGCUGAGGCUUUGGGGAUUUUGGAGCAGUGCUUAUAAGCUACUGACCGUCGCUACUCCCCCAUGACCCCCCUCCCAUCCACACUACAUCCAUUAAGCAGUGCCUGAUGUAUUUAGAUUCAAUGAUCUGGAUGGUUUCGCCGAGCUCUGAUCAAAAAGACAAAAAAGUGUGUGCGUAUUUAGCCAAAGGUUUUUUUUUUUGUUUUCUUUUUCCAGUAAAUGUGUAUUUGCAUCGUUCUCCCGGGGGGUUUUAAAUAUGAAUUGGUGGCGGCUGCCCUCCACUGGAGCAGUUGCUUUUUAUUUUGCGAGCGAUAGAACAAGGCAGAUCUGUUUGAAGUGUGUCGGCCAGGGAACGCUGUUGUGCCGAAAUCCUGAGCCGCCGUGUCAUCAAGGAUGGCGAGUAUUUUAGAUUUUCCAUGGCAAGAAUGUGCCUUCAAUUCGUCCACCAUCCUAUGAAUCUGUUGCUCCGGUUUCCUACAUAGAAAAGUAUGACAAUUCAUUCUAUAUUUACAAAUCAAAGGUAUCAGUGGAUCAGGCUUAUUCUGGACUCAGAUUGUUUGGAUAAAUGGUCCGGCGCGCAGGGUUUCGGCACAAACCUCUCUCCACUCCCACUGGGGUCAGGUUCCUUUCUAUUUGUUUCAUCACGUUUUGUUUCCCUCGACAUUUUGGCAAUUUUUCUGUGACCGUUUUCACUGAUGAUGCAUCACUUCUUUUGAAACAAUCGCCCCCAAAGUGCAUCCACAAUGUGUCAAACCUCCCUGUGAGCAGUGUCACAGCUCCUGAGCCCUCACACACACACACACACCUUUGUUGGACUCUCAAGAAACAAAAAAUAGGAUGUGAAAGCCAUGCCUGCCUGUUCAAAUUGCUUUAUACAUGCUUCUUAUAGAUACAUUUAUACAGGGGAUAUAAAUGUAUGUAUAUGGAAAUAUGAAAUGUAGAUAUAUCCUUGCAUAUAUGAAUUAAGAGGAGAUCAAAAUGGAUAAUUUUACAGGGUGCUGGAGAAAAGAGUUAAAAAAAAAAGAAAUCUAUUUUUGCCAAUUUUAGCUUUUGAUACUUGCAGAUAGAAAAACCUGAAAAAAACAGAGUGGGUGAGGAAAAGUGCAGUUAUCCUGGAUAUGACUGGAAAAAAAAAGAGGAAAAACCAAAACGGACAUCAGAUUUUCGGAAGGUUAGAAUAUUUAAAGUGCCUUAUCUACAGUGGUUUCCGUUCCAGUUGUGUUCAAUAAUAUCCAGCACCCGCAGAGAGGAAAGGCUUGCGAGCUCCGAAUCACCGAGCAGGUAGCUGCCACGUGACUCGUGGUGUUACUGAAGUUCUUCUAUGCAAAACGAAUAGCAGUCAGUUUUGACCAGCUAACUAUGUGCCAUGGUUUUGUCUUCCUGAAUUUUCUUCUUUUUUUCUGUUGUUGACUUUCACACAAUGGCCCUUUACUCUGUAAGCAGGUUCUCUUUUAUUCCUUUAGAUUUUAAUAAUCAUGUUUGUUUUUUUGGAAUUGUAAACUGCCAAGUAGGAGUCUGCCUCAAUGAUGUCAUCGAUAGAAGAUUAGCCCGAGCUGCUGUGUAAAACUGAACGCGUCCAGUCGCCGUCGAUUUUCUCUCCGAGACAAUUUGACAGUUAAAAAAAAAAAAAAAAACGAACCUAUCAAUACAAUCAUGAGACGUGCGACGGACUUGUGUGAAAGCUGCCUAAUGGAGCACGAAACACUAUUUCACAGCCAAAUAGUUUCCGCAGAUUAAAGCAAGACGCUGGCAGGUAAACCUUGUACGAGCAGAAAAAAAAAAAAAAGACAAAGAUCGGCAGUUUUCCUCCUCAUAGCUCCUUCGUCACGCUGUUACGCCGAAAAGGUCAAACAAUUAUUUUCUUUACUUUCCUCAGUGUUAUUAUUUUGAAAUUGAAAUGCAAUAUAUUGAGAGAAGAAAAAACACACGCAAGAGAUGGGUAUUCAGCAUUUUAUUUGACAGUAUUACGGAGAAGUCCCUCUGCAAUGUUACGACUGUGUCAUUGUGAGGCUGGAUCUGUCCAUCAGGUGACCGGUGAUUCUAUCUGCUCUCUCUGGCCUACUACAUGUAUGAUAAUGUAAUUAACAGCCAUUGUUAACAGGUUUAUAAUGUAUUUUUCUAAUCUCAUUUUAUAUGUAUAUUAACCAUGUUUCUGAGUGCUUUUUUAUGAAAACCCACUGCAAUUUAUGUCCCCCCUCCCUCUGCCUCCUCCCCUCUCUUCUUUGACAUCUCAACGACUGUCUCUUGUGGGGAGUGUUGCCUUUUUUUCCCUGUUCAUAUUUUGUUUUCUUGCCGGCUUGUUUAACUCAUUAGCGACUUUAUUAGUUGUCAUAAGUAUUUUGACAUGCUUGCAUUUAGUUUUCAUGGUGUAUGCUGUUUUUUUUUUCCUUUAUUAACCUCCUGGCAUUUAUUUUAAUAAAACGUUCUUAGUAAGAAUUUA
Synchiropus splendidus (mandarinfish) is the source of this 4837-nucleotide messenger RNA. It is a transcript of the gene qkia, whose product is annotated as QKI, KH domain containing, RNA binding a. The record is from RefSeq and is a predicted model, not a curated record. The coding region runs from base 275 to 1444 and encodes 389 amino acids. Lineage: Eukaryota; Metazoa; Chordata; Actinopteri; Syngnathiformes; Callionymidae. Gene Ontology annotation, biological process: regulation of mRNA splicing, via spliceosome. Gene Ontology annotation, cellular component: nucleus. Gene Ontology annotation, molecular function: mRNA binding. The transcript is spliced from 8 exons.